Molecule: messenger RNA, 771 nt
Organism: Fibroporia radiculosa
Lineage: Eukaryota; Fungi; Basidiomycota; Agaricomycetes; Polyporales; Fibroporiaceae
Exons: 3
Coding region: 1-771 (256 amino acids)
Source: RefSeq, a predicted model, not a curated record
AUGCCUGCUGAGCGUAACACCCAUGCCAGAAACAACAAUGAAACUUCUAAUCUGGAUCUGCGCCAUCGCCCUCUGGCUCCUAGGCACAACAAUUCUCCAAUGGCUGGUCCCCAGAGAGAGGCAACCCCUUACCCUUCCCACCUCCAAACUCUAGAAGAACGUUUCACAGCUGGAGUAAUAGAGAUGCCAGCUCCUAGGUGUCUCAUCUUGAGCUUCCCUUCUCAACAGGAGUCUGAUGACUCUUCCCUAGAGUUCCUUGAUGAAGGCGGUUUCCGACCCCCUGACUCAUCCAACAGUGACGCCGUGGUCUUACACCAAUUUCCUGGACCCCUGGACGUUUCUCAGGAAUCAGAAGCUACCACUGGAUCUUACCACGUUGCCCCUGCACAGGUUUUUCCAUCCUCAUCACCAAUGAAUAUCUUGUCUUCUCCCAACCCUGACAGCCCUCUCGCUGCAUCCACCAACUCACCCACAGACGUCAGCGAAUAUAUCACCACAUCAGAAGGGCACAGCAGCGAUCCUCAGGAAUUUGUAGUCUACAGCGAUGACAUCAUCCAGCGACCCUCCAACAAUGUCACCCGAUACUGGCAAUCCCUUCCAUUCGACGCCGCUACCCCUGUUCAAGAUGUCGAUCCCUUGGAGCGUGUAUUGCCCUACUUUCCUGGAGCAUACACUACCACCAUCACCUGGCCUCCUAUGGGUGUUCCCAUUGAUGGGAAUCCGGCGUUUGGACUACGACGAGUAUCGACAACCCUGGCUGAUAUACUUUGA